GGUGUUGAAGGCCAAGAGCUGUCUUUAGCAUUAAGAUAUAUACGAAUUCACAUAGCGCUUUCUUUGUUGAUAUGAAUUCAGAUCGCAAGAGUCUUCCGCAUCGCUUAAAAUCUUUGGUUUUGACCGGCUUUUCGGAUUGCCGACCACAUUUUCUGACUGGACAGUAAGUAACUCAACAAAUACACUUAAUUUGAUAUUAUUUGCCAAUGUUUGCUUGCUUUUGCUUUGGUCAAGCGCUCUUUUAGCGCUCAAUUUACAGUACUGCGCAAGUUCGUGCUUUUUUUAUUUGUGGAAGAAACUGUUAUGAAUGUAAGCUUAAAGGAGUGUAAAAAAUUAAUUUCGGACUAGAAAAACAAUUUGCAAAUCGAAAUAAAGUGAAAUGUGACUUAAAAAGGUAAAUACUUAUGAAUGAAUUCGCUGGCAGAAUGUGAAUAAAAGUGUGAAGCAGGCGGAAACGGUUACGCGUCAAUAAUACUAUUGCAGGAUGCAAACAAUCAAUGACCGUUUAUGAGCACACACCCGUGCACACACACUCGCUGAACAACAAAUGUCGACCGUUGUCUGGGCUAGACAUCGACGUAUUAGUUUAUUCCUUCUGAGCGGGCACACAAUUGCGAGUGUGAGCGCGAGCUCACGCUAUUUAUUGCCAUUUUUCAUUUCGUCGUUAGUUUUCCUUGAGUGUUUUGUGCAAGGCGUGCAAUGCUUGUGUAUGGCUGCGUGCAAAGCAACAUGGUUUUAAAUGAAGAAAAACAAAGGCACCAAGCAACACCAAAUAGCAACUUCAAACACUUACUCUAUCAGUCAAUUUUUCUUUUCUUUUUUUCCAUUUUUGUUUCUUGUUUUUUGUUUUUUGUUUUUUUUGCAAAAUUUGUUAUCGAACAACUGGGGGUGGAAGCGAAGAAAAGACAGAAAAAAACCCCGAAAAAUGUAAGAGAAAAGGAAAAUUUUUAAUACGGAAAAACGGAUUUUAUGGAAGUAAUGAAAUGAAGUGUUUAAGAAAAGGAUGCGUUUUUUUUUUUGUUCAAAAAAGGAAAUGCUCGUGAAUUCCAUUGUGUAGUGUUUUGAUUUGUAUAUAAGUGAGGGCUGCGUAAAAUGAAAAAUGUUUAUUGCCUGGUUUAAUGGUUUAAGUAAUCGCAGUCUGGUGAUUACCAUACUGAUUUGUAUGUCUUUAAUCUAUGUGUCCUACACUUUUAAUUCUUGCCUCUUAACCAGCAUUAAUCGCAGUUUUAAAAGGAAUGCUUCGCGUCAAUUGUUAAUAUCUACAAAUCUAUUGGAAGUCGUUGCAAAUGUUACAAUAACUCCCUAUGCAAACAAUAAUAAUAAUAGCUUCAUCAAUACAAAUUCCCAUAUUGGUGUACACAUUGUGCCUCUAAGCUCGAUGAAUAGCACAAAUAACAGUGCCACCACAAUUAGUAAUAGUAGUAACAAUUCCACCAGUAUUAAUUCAAUUACUACUAUUAGUGCUCAUGUAUUGGAAGCUUUUGCUAAAUAUCGUUUAUUGCGUCAACCGGGCUCUCGGCCGUCACGUCAUUUACCUGACACUUUAAUAAUAGGCGUAAAAAAGAGCGGUACGAGAGCGUUAUUAGAAUUUAUACGCUUACACCCGGAUGUACGGGCCGCCGGCUGUGAGGUGCAUUUUUUCGAUCGUCAUUAUCAACGAGGAUUACAUUGGUAUCGUCAUCAUAUGCCUUAUACGAUUGAGGGACAAAUUACUAUGGAAAAGACACCCAGCUAUUUUGUAACCAAAGAUGUACCACAUCGAGUGCAUAAAAUGAACGCUAGCACAAAACUAUUGGUGGUUGUUCGUGAUCCUGUUACGCGAGCGAUAUCCGAUUAUACUCAAGCAGCCAGUAAGAAAUCUGAUAUGAAACAUUUUGAAGAGUUGGCUUUUGUGAACGGUUCGUAUGCUGUCGUGGAUACCAAUUGGGGUCCUGUGAAAAUUGGAGUUUAUGCACGUUACCUAGAGAAGUGGUUGCAAUAUUUCCCACUAUCACAAUUGCUUUUUAUUAGCGGCGAGCGUUUGAUUAUGGAUCCCGCCUACGAAAUCGGAAGAGUGCAAGAUUUUUUGGGCCUUAAAAGGGUUGUGACUGAAAAACAUUUCUAUUUUAAUGCAACUAAAGGAUUUCCAUGUUUAUUGAAAUCAGAGGCACGCUCAACACCGCAUUGUUUGGGCAAAACGAAAGGUCGCAAUCAUCCACAUAUUGAUAUAGCUGCCAUCGAAAGACUGCGUGAAUUCUAUAGACCUUUUAAUAGUAGAUUUUAUCAAAUGACUGGCAUCAAUUUUGCUUGGCCAUAAGCUUAAGGUAAUAAGGAACGAGGAAUUAUAUAUUAUAUAAAAUAAAAUAUGAGUUAGUGAUAUUUAAGAAAAAAUUUAAUAUUAUUAAAGUUAUUUGUUAUCUUAAACGCGAAGGUAUUGUAGACUGUUUAAUAGAUUAUCUUACAAAGCAAAACGCACAAAUACUCUUUAUGGAAUUAUGUUAAGAAGAAGGAAAGCGCAUUUUACUUACAUGUGAAUUAAUUGUAUUUUACAAAUAUAUAUACAUGCGUACACGAUGCCACUACACUUAUACAAAUUAGACUUUUUUAAAAAGUCAUAGCUUUCUCUAAUAGCGAAAACUGGUUCCUUAACUCUACAACUCUUAAAAGCCAAUGAAAAUUUAAUAUAAAAUUGUAGCUGCUCUUUCCCAAGCUUUUAAAGUUAUUAAUUAAUUAGCGGUUUAGCGAAUUCGGAGAAAAUGAUAGUUGCAAUAUUAAUUAAAGCAGAGCUUAAAUGCAACAAACCAUCUCUAUUAUGGAAAAUGAAAAAAUCUUCCAGCAAGUGUAACAAACAUGAAAAGCAUUUAAUAGAAAAUAUUUUCCUAGAAUUACAAGAAAAACAAAAAUAUAUAUAUAUAAAAAAUAAAAAAAGAAACAACUAACUCUCUUGCUUGCUUCUUUUCUAUUUUCAUAGAGACUCUCACAUAUGUCCUUAGCAUAUCUUUAAUUAUAU
Molecule: messenger RNA, 2989 nt
Organism: Glossina fuscipes
Lineage: Eukaryota; Metazoa; Arthropoda; Insecta; Diptera; Glossinidae
Gene: Hs3st-B
Product: heparan sulfate glucosamine 3-O-sulfotransferase 6
Exons: 3
Coding region: 1100-2296 (398 amino acids)
Molecular function (GO): [heparan sulfate]-glucosamine 3-sulfotransferase activity
Source: RefSeq, a predicted model, not a curated record